Molecule: messenger RNA, 4810 nt
Organism: Hemibagrus wyckioides
Lineage: Eukaryota; Metazoa; Chordata; Actinopteri; Siluriformes; Bagridae
Gene: ephb4b
Product: eph receptor B4b
Exons: 17
Coding region: 510-3461 (983 amino acids)
Biological process (GO): central nervous system projection neuron axonogenesis; axon guidance; cell surface receptor protein tyrosine kinase signaling pathway
Cellular component (GO): plasma membrane; neuron projection
Molecular function (GO): transmembrane-ephrin receptor activity; protein binding; ATP binding
Source: RefSeq, a predicted model, not a curated record
CUGAUGUGUGCGCGUGAGACAGGCAGAGAGAGAGAGACACACACACAACUUUCUCACUGAGUUUUUAUAUAUGAGGUUUAUUUUUUUAUAUUUAUAUUUAAUUGUUUUUACUUGAGCGGUGUGUGUGUGAGAAAGUGUGUGUAAGCGGAUUUUUUCCUUUUCUGAAGAAUGCAGGAGGAAAUGUCGCGUGGAAUUGCGCUCGCGCCUCUCCGGUAACACGGAUCCUGUGUGCGUCUCCCGGGCCGCGCGCUGCACCAGGAAUACUCGGGGAAAGUCAAUAUUAAAGAAGACAAGGACAAGGACACUCACAAACACACACUGUUUUUUCUGUAAACUUUUUUUAUGCGGUAAUCUGGAUUUACUGCCGUUAUGUCGGAGAUUUAAUCUUUUUUGGUCCGAUCGGCGGCGCGCGCAGGAAGUGUGUGUGUGUGUGAGAGAGAGAGAGUGUGUGUAGCCUCUGUAAUUGAUUAGUUAAGAGCUGAGGUGUGUGAGGAGUGUGUACCGGAGAGAUGGAGCGCGUGCACUCGGUUUGGACGGUGUUUGUGUAUUUAGCCUUCAUCGGAUUCAACAGCUGGAGUUCAGCAGAAGAAGAAGUUGUGAUGAAUACAAAGUCAGAAACAUCUGAUCUCAGAUGGACCAUCUAUCCUGUUACUGAUCCUGAGUGGGAGGAGAUGAGUGGUCUGGAUGAAGAAGGGAACAGCGUGAGGACGUUUCAGGUCUGUCCAUCAGACGGGGGCUUGACAUCUCAUUGGCUGAGGACGCGUCUGAUCCCAUUGGGCGGGGCCUCUCAGCUCUAUGUGGAGAUUCGUUUUACCAUUAUGGAGUGCGGCUCAUUGCGUGCACACUCACACACACACGCCUGCAAGGAGACCUUCAACGUCUACUACUACCAGAGCGAUGAUGACUCGGCCACACUCACACACCCCGCUUGGAUGGAGAACCCGUACACCAAGGUGGAUACGGUGGCGGCCGACUUCCUGUUGCGGCGUGGUGGUGAGAGGAAGUCGAACGUGAAGACUCUGCGUGUCGGUCCAAUCACUAAAGCCGGGGUUUAUUUAGCGUUCCAGGCUCAGGGCGUAUGCAUGGCACUGCUAGCUGUGCGGGUUUACUUUAAAAAAUGUCCCUCUCAUGUUCGCAAUUUUUCUGCCUUCCCUGAGACUCUUCCUCAUUCGCUGGUGCAGCAGGCUGAGGGCAAGUGUGUGGAGAACUCCGCCCCCUCUGGCCCUGAUGCCCGCCCACCAACCAUGCUGUGUGGAGAGGACGGGCAGUGGGUGGAGCCUGCUUCAACUUCCUGUGCAUGUAAAGCAGGAUACGAACCCGUGGACACAGACCGCUGCCGAGCGUGUGGGCCAGGUCAGUACAAGGCAUCGAUGGGUGCAAAUGUGUGUCGUGUGUGUCCGAUGAACAGUAACACACAUUCUCCUGGAGCUGCUGUGUGUUCCUGUCGCCCCGGUUACUACAGAGGGCCAACUGACACGCCUGACAUGGCCUGUACAAAGCCCCCCUCUGCACCACGGAACAUUGUCCCGCAGGUGAAUGAUACGAUCGUGGUGUUGGAGUGGAGUGAGCCUGUGGAGCGUGGUGGACGCUCAGACCUGUCAUACGCUGUGGAGUGUGUGCGCUGUGGUGCGAGUGCAAGUGUGAGCGCGAGUGUGUGUGUGCCAUGUGCAGAGAGUGUGCUGUAUCGGCCCACGCAGACAGGACUAAUGGGGAGGAGAGUAGUGGUCCAUGGCCUGCAACCACACACACGCUACACCUUCACCAUCAUCGCUAUCAACGGAGUGACAUCCGCCAGCAGCACACACACUGCAUCAUCGAGCAUCAACAUCACCACCAGCAGCUAUGUCCUUGUCCCAGUCUCAGGUAUCAGGAAAACAAAGGCAUCUGAGACAAGUCUGACUUUGAGUUGGAACGUCCCAGAACACACACUUCACACCAUCACCGAUUUCCAGCUUCGCUACUGUUUACAGGGUGAGGACGAGGCGUGGCAGUAUGUCAGCAGUAAGCAGACCUCGGUGGUUCUGUCAAAUUUGGCUCGCUCAUCUCAAUAUCGAGUUCAAGUCCGAGCCAGAACCAGUGCCGGAUACGGACAGUUCAGCAGCCCAACUACUGUCAGAACACUGCCUGAUGAUGCAGAGUCCCACACUCGUAUGAUAGUGACUGGAGUGCUGGUUGCUAUGGGACUCCUCAUCCUCAUCGCCGUAGUAACUGUUGCCGUGUUUUGUUUUCGAAAACACAGCAGACUGAGGGACUCAGAGGCAGAUAAAAAUGGACAGUAUCUCAUGACUCCAGGCAUGAAGGUUUAUAUCGAUCCGUUUACAUAUGAGGACCCAAACGAAGCAGUGCGAGAGUUUGCUAAAGAGAUUGAUGUUACGUUCGUGAAGAUAGAGGAGGUGAUCGGAGCAGGGGAGUUUGGUGAGGUGUGUCGAGGUCGUCUGCGUAUUCCUGGUAAGAAGGAGAACUAUGUGGCCAUCAAAACCCUGAAGGGCGGCUAUACGGAUAAGCAGCGCAGGGACUUCCUGUCUGAGGCGUCAAUCAUGGGUCAGUUCCACCAUCCCAACAUCAUCCACCUGGAGGGAGUGAUUACCACAUCCUGUCCCUCCAUGAUCAUUACGGAGUACAUGGAGAAUGGAGCGCUCGACUCAUUCCUCAGGAUGAAUGAUGCUCAGUUCACCCCCCUGCAGUGUGUCGGCAUGCUCCGUGGUAUAGCCAGUGGGAUGAAGUAUUUGAGCGAGAUGGGCUUCGUCCACCGAGACCUCGCCGCUCGGAACAUCCUCGUUAACAGCAAUCUGGUGUGUAAAGUGUCUGAUUUCGGUCUAUCCAGGUUCCUCACGGAGAGUUCCUCAGACCCAACGUACACCAGCUCUCUGGGUGGAAAGAUUCCCAUUCGCUGGACAGCUCCUGAGGCCAUCGCUUUCCGUAAAUUCACCUCCGCCUCCGAUGUCUGGAGUUAUGGCAUCGUCAUGUGGGAAGUGAUGUCAUUUGGAGAGCGGCCCUAUUGGGACAUGAGCAACCAGGAUGUGAUCAAUGCUAUAGAACAAGAUUACCGUUUGCCCCGUCCUCCUAAUUGCCCCGCCCCCCUGCAUCAGCUGAUGUUGGAUUGUUGGCAGAGAGAUCGCGCGUCCCGCCCCCGAUUCUGUGACCUCGUAAACUCUCUCGACAAGCUGAUCCGAAACCCCGCCUCCCUCAAACACACCUCUCAUUCACAAGAAGGGUUGUUGCUGGACCAGCGUCCUUCUCUAUCUCAGUGUGUGUCUGUGAGCGAGUGGCUGAAGGGCAUCAAAAUGGAGAGAUAUGAGGACAACUUCAUUCAGGCCGGAUUCACCACAUUAGAGCUCAUCUCUCAGAUCAGCACUGAGGACCUGCUGCGUAUCGGUGUCACUCUAGCUGGCCAUCAGAAGAAGAUUCUCUCCAGCAUCCAGACCAUGAGAAUCCAAACCAAAAACUCACUGAGAUACUGAACACAAACUCAAUGGAAAAGUUUGCUUCCCAUGAUCCUUUGCACUUUGAGACCACUACACAUGGAAGCCAAUCACAGUGUCUUCACAAGGAAUGACAUCACAAAUCACAUCUCACUAUGUUUGUAGAUGUCACAUGCCUGCUCCCUGUCUAUUUUUCCAUUGUGCCUGAUGACAUCACACUCUGUCCGUUUCAGCAUCCGAUCAGAGCUCAAAGUUUUUACAAAAUGAACUGUGAUGCCAUUACACACCAUUGUGCCUCUUAGACCAGUCACUGGUUUGCACUCGGGGUUUUGAGGAGAGACAGAUGCCCUCCCAUCAUGCCUUGUACCUCAAGCCCAGUACACACGACAGCCAAUCAGAAUACAUCCCUGAGGGAUGACGUCACACUAGGAAAUGUCAUGACUGUAAGGAAUUAUAAAGUAUUUAUGUCUUUAUGAAUUCUGUGGUGUUUAAAUCUGACUGGAUAAUCCUCCACUCUGGAAUCACCCAAUCACUUCCCAUCAUUCCUUGCACUUCCUGUUCAAGGUGACAAAAUGUCUUCGUGAAGGAUGACAUCACUCCGUUAAACUGUGACAUUCUUUAUGACAUCACAGUGCCUAGCAGACCUAUCACUGUGUACUGUUCCAUGGUGCCUGAAGCUGAUUGGCUAAUUCUGUGCCUGAGUUUUGCCUAAUUACAUUUGAUAAACGAUUUAGUUUUAAAAAAUGACGUUGCGGUUGCCUUGACAGCAGUUGCCAUAGUAUUUUUGUUGCUAUGGACACCUUCAUGACGUCACAGCUCUUUUCCUGUUCCCUGAUGGUUUGGACCAAUCGGAAUACAGGCAGCAGGACUUUGACUUGAAAUGUUGCCAUGGAAACACGCUACCACUUUGCAUUUCUGGGGGUUUAAAACUGGAAUCUUCAUAUUGAAGGUCCGUUAUAGUAUUUGAAUGAGCCGAUGAUUAUUUUGUAUGAGUUUUUUUGUAUGAAAUAAAUGAUAAAACCUAAAAAGGGAAAUCAGUCAGAGUGAAGAUCCUUGAGAAUGGCCCCGCCCACUCCACACGGUCACACCCUGAUUAGUAAAGGUGAAUGAAAACACCAGCGUCCAACAUUCCAGUGUCCUGGUCCUCUAGAUAACGAGCAUGUCUGAACAGCACGAGCACUUUGACGAUAAUUUGUGUUUUAAUUCAGAAAUCACCUUUUUAUUUUGUCUAAAUUUCACACACCAACAUGUUCACAGCAGUAUUAUGGUCUGGCGAGGAAGCAGCAUUCCAGCGAGGAGGAGGAGGAGGAGCUGCUUUCACUUUUCUCCUCUCAACCUUUCCUGUUUAUUCCCUCUGUCCUUCACUCUAUCGCUCAUCUCUGUGUAUC